GCUAGACUUGUUGAAAGAAGGCUCGAGCAGUAACUGCUUUUAAUAUUUGGACUUUUCUGCGCCGUGUCAAGCGCUGUUCUUCUAUGAACCUUGGACUUGAGAAUUCAUUGCUUGAGGCAGCUGCGCAUUUGUGUGAAUUAGCGGCUCCGAAAAGAAACCAUAUCUGGUCAAAGUAUUCAGCUGUCACAUGCGCUAUAUAUAGUGUGGGAUAAGCGCUGUCUGAAGUGCUGUGGUUGGGCGGCUCAACUGUUCCUGUCUUUUUUCCUUUCUUCUGUCCACUUCUUCUAUUUUAUCUUGUUCACCAUGUUCCGUAAAGAGAUGGACAAGUACCUGGAUGUGGAUGAGGAUGAGCUCUUGCAGAAGCUCAGUGAAGAAGAGCUCAGGAGACUUGAAGAUGAACUUGAAGAGCUUGAUCCUGAUAACGCACUGUUGCCGGCAGGAUUCAGACAGAGGGAUCAGACUAAGAAAGCUCCGACCGGAACGUUCCAGAGAGAUGACCUUCUAUCUCACCUGGAGAAACAGGCCAAAGAACAUCCAGAUCGAGAUGAUCUUGUUCCCUACACUGGCGAGAAAAGAGGAAAAGCGUGGGUUCCUAAGACCAAAGUUGUUGACCCUAUCCUGGAAGAUGUCACUCUGGAGCCUGAACUAGAGGAGGCGCUAUCUAGUGCUACUGAUGCAGAAUUGUGCGAUAUAGCAGCCAUUUUGGGCAUGCACACACUGAUGAGUAAUCAGCAGUAUUACGAAGCAUUGGCCAGCAGUACUAUCGUCAACAAACAGGGCUUGAACAGUGUAAUCCAGUGUACUCAGUAUAAGCCUGUGCCAGACGAACAGCCCAAUGACACAGAUGUAGAGGAAACACUACAGAGAAUCAAGAGAAAUGAUCCAGACCUCGUUGAGGUCAACCUAAACAACAUCAGGAAUAUUCCAAUCCCAACUCUGAAAGCGUAUGCUGAAGCUCUCAAAGGGAACAGUGUUGUGGAACGCCUGAGCAUCGUUGGCACCAGAAGUAACGAUCCUGUGGCCUUUGCACUAGCAGACAUGCUGAAAGUGAACACCACUCUAAAGAGUCUAAACGUUGAGUCAAACUUCAUUACUGGAGCUGGAAUUCUGGCACUCGUGGAAUCCUUAAAGAGCAACACUACACUGCAGGAGCUAAAGAUUGACAACCAGAGCCAGCCUUUGGGUAAUAAGGUUGAGAUGGAGAUAGCUAACAUUUUGGAGAAGAACACUACUCUGCUGAAGUUCGGAUACCACUUCACCCAGCAGGGCCCACGCUUGCGUGGAUCUAAUGCCAUGAUGAACAACAAUGACCUGGCACGUGUAGUUCGGUCGGACUCAGAUGGCGCGAUCACAUUCACUCUGUCAGUCCCUGAGCUGGAAAGAGCCUUCUGUAAAAAGUUCAAGUUCACAUCAAAACCCAAUAAGAAAGAGAAGGCUUGAAGGAGGACCCAUCUUUCCUAAAUGUCGGACAAAUGUGUAGCAGCCUCGGGAACCCUCUAUGGCCUGGGACCUGCAUCACACCCCAUCUCAUCCCAAAUCCUCCGUUCAUUUCUGUCCCUUUCACAGAUAAAUCACAGGAUCAUCUAAAAAAAAAAAAACAUUCAAUUCAGAAUGCUUUUUUUUAAAGCCCCAGAUCUGGAAACCCAAAGGUACCACCCUCUGUUUACCAGACACAUAGUUACUCAUGGUGAGUGUUUUAAAAAUGUGUAAACUACCUGCCAUAACAUUAGCAGGGGAAAAUCACCUACUUGUGUUGAUGGAAGCAGUAAAGAUGAAAAUGACACUCUCACAAUGUUGACCUAAUAUUCUUGCUGUAAACAGUUUGACCUUAAAACCAGCCAUUUCACUGUGUUUGGAUGCACACCAAGAGCAUCAUACUUCAAACUUGACUGAUUGUAGGUGUGGUUUUGUCUUCUCCUGGCCAGUUUGAGUCUCACUGUAGUAGUAGUUCUCGCACACAUCGCAUAGAAGCAUGUUCUUACUGUGUGCUUUUUGGGAUAUACUGUAAUUUUGACCUGCUCUUCUCUCUUGAAAUGUUUAACAACAGGUAAAUUUGUAGCUAUGCAGAUUCAUUGCUGGCAAGUCGCUGUACUGUGGUUUCUAGUACUUUGCUAUGCGGCAAACACCAAUGAAAGUGCAUUGUUGGUGCAUAUUUGCAUAAACUCGCAUCACCAAGUCAUCAACAGCUCAUGUCGCAGAAAUCACUAACUCGCAUUUAAAAAUAAAUAUGAAUUUCCAGUCGCUGCAAAUCACUGUCAGUGUGAACAUAUCUUUAUUGGUCACCUGAUAACAGUACAAAAUCUAAGCUCUAUGUAUUUGCACUGCUCCAGUAUAUUUAUGAAAGUAUUUAUGUAGUUUAUAUCCUUGGUUUGAUGAGGGGAAAACCUCUUUGUCAUGUUUAGGACAAGCUGUGUUUCAAUUUCCACAAUUAGCAAUAAUAUCUCUCUUAUUAUACUAACGGUCUCUCUAUGUUAUCCACUUAUCAUAAAAUGAAUGUGACUGAUGUGUAUACAGUGUUCUUCCUCAUUUAAUGCUUUUUUUAUGUUUGAGUGAGGAUCAAAACACAAUUGAAAACCUAUCAUAAAACUAUAUGUAUUAUUGCCUAUGACUGCUCUCAUUAAGUAACGUCCAGGUUAAAUCCCUAAACAAAGAUAUUAUAUUUUGCAUGAAGAAAAUUAUUUUAGGAUCGAACUACCAUACAAGAUUUUUUGCAUUGUGACAUUACUUUCAUGGCAUUUAAGCAUGAUUUCCCCUGAAUUCUCAUUACAGCAAUUAAAAAAGUACAUUAAUUAAAUUCAGUAUAA
This is a messenger RNA of Sinocyclocheilus anshuiensis, 2804 nucleotides long. Its product is annotated as tropomodulin-1-like. Gene Ontology annotation, biological process: pointed-end actin filament capping; muscle contraction; myofibril assembly. Gene Ontology annotation, molecular function: tropomyosin binding. Lineage: Eukaryota; Metazoa; Chordata; Actinopteri; Cypriniformes; Cyprinidae. The record is from RefSeq and is a predicted model, not a curated record. Bases 304 to 1440 code for a protein of 378 amino acids. Gene Ontology annotation, cellular component: striated muscle thin filament; cytoskeleton; myofibril. The transcript has 11 exons.